AUGGCCUCAUCCGCCAACCUCGACCCCGGUGCCGACGCCAUGUCCCAGAAACUCGAGCACACGCAGAGGGCACGCUGGGCCACCCGCAAGAUGACAAUCAAGAGCAGUCGCACCAAGCGGCUCUCCCUAAUCAACCGCGUGCAGCACCGGAGAACCCCGUCCAACGAGAAGGAAUCUGCGGGGGGUCAAGGCAACGAACCACCUUUGGUAGGCUCUGGCGACGGAGACGCCCAGGACUCGGAUUCGGACUCGGGAGAGUCGCACGACGACAGUAACAGCCGCACGCUGUACUUCAACCUCCCUCUCCCCGGUGAGCUACUCGACGACGGCCAUCCGAUGUACAGCUUCCCGCGGAACAAAAUCAGGACGGCAAAGUACACACCACUCUCGUUUAUUCCCAAGAACUUGUGGUUCCAAUUCCACAAUGUGGCCAACAUUUUCUUUCUCUUUCUUGUCAUUCUUGUUGUGUUUCCCAUUUUUGGCGGAGUCAACCCCGGGCUCAACGCCGUUCCCCUCAUUUUCAUCAUUGUCGUCACUGCCAUCAAGGACGCCAUUGAAGACUACCGACGCACCAUCCUCGACAUCGAGCUCAACAACGCCCCUGUUCACCGGCUACACAACUGGAACAAUGUUAAUGUCGAGGAAGACAAUGUUUCCUCGUGGAGAAAGUUCAAAAAGGCCAAUUCGCAGUUCUUUGGCUCCAUGUGGCGUGCCAUUGAGAGUUUGUGGUCCAAGAAGGCCAGGACCGUCAGGGUGGAGCGCAAGGCGCGCAAGUUGAACCCUACAGAGGAAGAUGAGGGCCGCAUCUCGGUUGAGACUGUGCGCACCCGGAGGUCGAUGCGCGAGUCUCUCACCUCACCAUUUGCCGCCGAGUCUUUCGUGUCUGCGCGAGAAGAUAUCCAGAUGACUCCCGUACCGUCCCCCAUUUCGGCUAGCAAUGUUAAUGUUCCUCGGAUUGAACUGCCCGACGGUGACAACGGCGACGACGACGACAAAGAAGACAACGACGCCAAACGCGACGCGGCAGCCCAGUCGAUGAAAUCUGACCUCAUCAACCAUCGGCAUGCCCCUCAGGGAGCCAGGUUCAAGAAGGAUGCCUGGAAGAGCCUCCAAGUCGGGGACUUUGUCCGAAUCUACAACGACGACGAACUGCCCGCCGACGUCAUCAUCCUCUCAACUUCGGACCCUGAUGGCGCCUGCUACGUGGAGACGAAGAACUUGGAUGGCGAGACGAAUCUGAAGGUUCGCCAGGCUCUGCGCUGUGGACGAUCUCUCAAGCACGCCCGCGACUGCGAGAGGGCCGAGUUCAGGAUCGAGAGCGAGCCUCCGCAACCCAAUCUUUACAAGUACAGCGGUGCCGUUCGAUGGCAUCAAACGGUCCCCGGGUACCCCGACGACGAGCCCGAGGACAUGACGGAGCCCAUCACCAUCGACAAUCUCCUGCUGCGAGGAUGCAACCUCCGCAAUACCGAGUGGGUUCUCGGCGUCAUCAUAUUCACAGGGCACGACACAAAGAUCAUGAUGAAUGCCGGCAUGACGCCUAGCAAGCGCGCCAGGAUCGCCCGUGAGAUGAAUUUCAACGUUCUCUGCAACUUUGGCAUACUUCUCAUCAUGUGCUUGCUCUCAGCCAUCGUUAACGGCGUGGCCUGGGCAAAGACGGAUGCCUCACUCCACUUCUUCGAAUUUGGCUCCAUCGGUGGCAGCCCCCCUAUGAGCGGCUUCAUCACCUUCUGGGCCGCCAUCAUCGUCUUCCAAAACCUGGUCCCAAUUUCCCUCUACAUCACACUCGAAAUUGUGCGCACGCUCCAGGCCGUCUUCAUCUUCAGCGACGUGGAGAUGUACUACGACAAGAUCGACCAACCCUGCAUACCCAAGUCUUGGAACAUAUCCGACGACGUUGGUCAGAUCGAGUACAUCUUCUCCGACAAGACGGGUACUCUCACGCAAAACGUCAUGGAGUUUAAAAAGGCGACCAUCAACGGCCAGCCCUACGGUGAGGCCUAUACGGAGGCGCAAGCCGGGAUGCAAAAGCGACUUGGCGUCGACGUCGAGAAGGAGACGGCGAGAAUACAGUCUGAAAUUGCCGAGGCCAAAGUCCGAGCCCUGGCCGGACUCCGCAAAAUCCACGACAGCCCGUAUCUUCACGACGAAGACGUCACCUUCAUCGCACCGGACUUUGUCUCGGACCUGGCAGGCGAGUCUGGACCCGAGCAACAGGCGUCCAACAAAGAGUUCAUGCUGGCGCUGGCCCUCUGCCACACCGUCAUUGCAGAGAGGACGCCGGGUGACCCCCCAAAGAUGACCUUCAAGGCACAGUCACCCGAUGAAGAAGCCCUGGUCGCCACGGCUCGAGACAUGGGCUUCACCGUCUUGGGCAAUUCCGGUGACGGCAUCAAUCUCAACGUGAUGGGCGAGGACCGCCACUACCAAAUCCUCAACACAAUCGAGUUCAACUCCAGCAGGAAGCGAAUGAGCUCCAUCGUCCGGAUGCCCGACGGUAAAAUCGUGCUCUAUUGCAAGGGCGCCGAUUCGGUAAUCUACGCGCGGCUGAAGCGAGGCAAGCAGCAACAAUUGAGGCGGGAGACGGCCGAGCACCUCGAAAUGUUUGCCCGAGAAGGUCUACGAACGCUCUGCAUUGCUCAGCGAGAGCUGGCGGAGCAAGAGUACAAGGACUGGAAGAAGGAGCACGACGUCGCUGCCGCAGCGCUCGAGAACCGAGAGGAGAAGCUGGAGAAUGUGGCAGAGCUGAUUGAGCAGGAUCUGAUGCUCAUUGGUGGCACUGCAAUCGAGGAUCGGCUUCAAGACGGCGUGCCAGACACCAUCGCCCUGCUCGGCCAGGCCGGCAUCAAGCUCUGGGUUCUGACCGGUGACAAGGUCGAGACGGCCAUCAACAUUGGGUUUUCCUGCAACCUGCUCAACAACGACAUGGAAUUAAUCCACAUGAAGCUCGAUGAAGACGAGACGGGUGAGACAAGCGACGACUUGUUUCUCGAGACGACGGAGAAGCUGCUGGACCAGAACUUGCAGACGUUCAACAUUGUCGGCGACGACAACGACCUCGCGGCAGCAAAGAAGAACCACGAGCCGCCCCCGCCGACGCACGGCCUCGUUAUUGACGGCUUCACCCUUCGCUGGGCUCUCCACGACCGCCUCAAGCAAAAGUUCUUGCUCCUCUGCAAGCAGUGCAAGUCUGUCCUAUGCUGCCGCGUCAGCCCGGCGCAGAAGGCUGCCGUGGUGGCAAUGGUCAAGAAUGGGCUCGACGUCAUGACGCUUUCCAUCGGAGAUGGAGCCAACGAUGUGGCCAUGAUUCAAGAAGCCGACGUGGGCGUAGGCAUCGCCGGCGUCGAAGGCCGCCAGGCCGCCAUGUCUUCCGACUAUGCCAUCGCCCAGUUCCGCUUCCUGCAACGCCUGGUGCUGGUGCACGGCCGCUGGUCCUACCGCCGCCUGGCGGAGAGCAUCAGCAACUUCUUCUACAAGAACAUGGUGUGGACCUUUAGCAUCUUUUGGUUCGAGAUCUUCUGCGACUUUGACAUAACCUACCUCUUCGACUACACGUACAUCCUCAUGUUCAACCUGUUCUUCACCUCGAUACCCGUCGGCAUCAUGGGCGUGCUCGACCAGGACGUUUCAGACAAGGUUUCGCUCGCCGUGCCCGAACUGUACCGACGAGGCAUCGAGCGGCUGGAGUGGACGCAGCGCAAGUUUUGGCUUUACAUGGUUGACGGCAUCUACCAGUCCGUCAUGGUCUUCUUCAUCCCCUACCUGCUGUUCAUCUCUGGCAGGUCGGUGACGUUUUCUGGGCUGGGCCUCGAGGACAGGUUGCGCUUUGGGGCAUACAUUGCACAUCCCGCCGUCCUCACCAUCAACGGGUACAUCCUGAUCAACACGUACCGGUGGGACUGGCUUAUGCUCCUGAUUGUGGUGGUCAGCGACCUCUUCAUCUUCUUCUGGACCGGCGUGUACACUUCCUUUACCGGAUCCGCCUUCUUCUACAAGACGGCCGCGCAGGUGUACGGCGAAGCCAGCUUCUGGGCCGUCUUCUUCAUUGUGCCUGUCAUCUGCCUGUUCCCGCGGUUCGCCAUCAAGGCGCUCCAGAAGGUCUACUUCCCAUACGACGUGGACAUUAUCCGCGAGCAGGAGAAGAUGGGCGAGUUUGCGCACCUCCUCGCUGCGGAUGACGAGUCGGAAGGGGCCAAGGCCAAUGACACCAAGAGCCAGAAGUCGAAGUCGUCCAACGGCUCGAAAAAGACCAAACACGUUCCCUACAACAGCGUCGACGAAGACCUGCGGCCAAUCUACCCGCCAUCGACGGCCACGCGGACGACGGCGCACAACCACACGCAGCACGGCAGCGACUCGACCAAUUUCACGACCAACCGCAUGUCUCUGGACAUUGUGCCCGCGAAUCGGCAAUCGCUUGACGUGCCUCCGCAGGGCCGACCUUCGGUGGAGAGGGCGAGGCCGUCGUACGACCGCAUGCGCAUGUCCAUGGAUCGCGUGCGGGCCAGCUACGAGGCUAGCAACGACUUUACGUCGGCAGCACGACUCUCUCGCAUCGAAUCCAGCCAGUCGGGCGGCGGCGGCGCCCGGCUAAGGGCCAGGUUACGAGGCCUGUCGUUGACCAAGAGUGCCAAUAAUUAG
Hirsutella rhossiliensis is the source of this 4641-nucleotide messenger RNA. RefSeq names its product cation transport ATPase (P-type) domain-containing protein. Gene Ontology annotation, biological process: phospholipid translocation. Gene Ontology annotation, molecular function: ATP binding; magnesium ion binding; ATPase-coupled intramembrane lipid carrier activity. NCBI's taxonomy places the organism in Eukaryota, Fungi, Ascomycota, Sordariomycetes, Hypocreales, Ophiocordycipitaceae. The coding region runs from base 1 to 4641 and encodes 1546 amino acids. The transcript has 3 exons. The record is from RefSeq and is a predicted model, not a curated record. Gene Ontology annotation, cellular component: plasma membrane.